Molecule: messenger RNA, 639 nt
Organism: Gloeophyllum trabeum ATCC 11539
Lineage: Eukaryota; Fungi; Basidiomycota; Agaricomycetes; Gloeophyllales; Gloeophyllaceae
Product: NAD P-binding protein
Exons: 5
Coding region: 1-639 (212 amino acids)
Molecular function (GO): oxidoreductase activity, acting on the CH-OH group of donors, NAD or NADP as acceptor
Source: RefSeq, a predicted model, not a curated record
AUGAGUCUGAGCCGCGUCGCAACAGUAACAGGGGCGGCGCAGGGCUUCGGGCGUGCCAUUGCUCUGAGGCUGGCUAGGGACGGCUUGAACGUUGCUGUCUCCGAUAUCCCAGCCCAGCAGUCCGAGCUCGAGGCCGUGGCGCAGGACAUCAAAGCUCAAGGUCGAGCAUCCAUGGCCGUACAAGCGGACGUUAGAGUGGAGAAGGAUUUGAACAACAUGGUUGAGACUAUUGCAGACAAACCAGGUGGACUUGAUGUGAUGGUUGCCAAUGCCGGGGUAACCGUCGCAAAACCCUUCCUUGACACGACACUGGAAGACUUAGAUACUAUGUCCUCGGUCAACUUCAAAGGAGUAUUCCUAUGCUAUAAAGCCGCUGCGCGGGUCAUGAUUGCGCAGAACCGUGGAGGAAGGAUAAUAGGCCUGCCGGAGUUGACCGCUUACUGUGCGAGCAAAUUUGCGGUUCGAGCACUAACUCAAACCGCCGGUGAGUCGCCAUCACAAGACCUCGGGUGGGUACCUCAUUGCUUGCUCGGAGCGCGUGCGAUACUCGCAAGGCCCGGAGAGCCCGAGGAAAUUGCGAACGCUGUCUCUUUCCUAGCAUCGAAGGAAUCUAGUUUCAUAACAGGUGCGGUUCACUGA